This is a messenger RNA of Symbiodinium necroappetens, 714 nucleotides long. Lineage: Eukaryota; Dinophyceae; Suessiales; Symbiodiniaceae. The record is from the annotation of a GenBank genome assembly.
AUGUUAUACAUAUGCUCCCAGUUUUUCCUGACUCUGAGGCAUGAAGCUUCGCCUCAGCGGCUACAGCGCCCGAUCGGAGUGCUUCUUCGAGCGAGCAGCUCGGACUCCAAGAAGACGGAGCAGCAGACCACAGCGUCUCCGCAGCACCACUUCCGCGAUCUCUAUGAGGGGUCCGCCCGGCAGAUGCACACGCAGAUGGAAAGGCUGGCCAAGAUGACCCGGAACGUGCAGCUCUCCUACCGCGUGAUGAUGGCCGGCGGCGGCGCCGUGGCCGUCGGCAUCGGCUACGUUGUCAUCAACUGGACCAUUCUUCGCUCACAUGUCUCCCAGGAGUCAGCAGAGGUGGUGUCCCAGACAAUGAGGGACGCGCAGGUACAGUUCACUGCUCGGGAAUUCUCGAAGGAGCUGCUCAACCAGUUGCUGCACGACGAAGAAAUCGCCACGACUGUAGCGUCCUGGACUUUGCGCCUUCUGGCCUCCAUACAGGAGGAAAUUGGAGCGUUGUUUGUCCGCAUCCUUCAGCAGGACCAGGUUGUGGACGAAGUGAACCGGCUAGCAGACAAGCUCGUGGCUUACCUCUGUGCAAGCCAGCAGAUACAGGACUGGAUGUGCUUUCAUAUCAGAGUCUCCUCGUCCCAGUCUAGCGACAGCAGACGCGGCGCUCAGCACGUGAAGCUUCAGCUUAGUGCCCGAGAAGCGUGGAUUCGUGGAUAG